Molecule: messenger RNA, 2577 nt
Organism: Brachypodium distachyon (stiff brome)
Lineage: Eukaryota; Viridiplantae; Streptophyta; Magnoliopsida; Poales; Poaceae
Product: wall-associated receptor kinase 2
Exons: 2
Coding region: 136-2433 (765 amino acids)
Biological process (GO): protein phosphorylation; cell surface receptor signaling pathway
Cellular component (GO): plasma membrane
Molecular function (GO): protein serine/threonine kinase activity; calcium ion binding; polysaccharide binding
Source: RefSeq, a predicted model, not a curated record
GCUCAACUUGCUAACUUUAUAAUGGAGCGACAGUGAUCGAUGGAUCGAUAAGACGGUACCGUAUGCACAACGAAACGCAAGCAGUAGGUGGGAUCGCAGAGAAGCAGAGCAGCGUGUAUACGAGACGAGCCGACGAUGAUUCCGGCGGCGCGGACGAUGAUGGUGUUGGUGCUGCUCUGCUCGGCGGUCGUACGAGGUGCAGCAGCAGCAGCAGGGCCGCCGAGCUGCCCGACCAGCUGCGGCGGCGUGAGCGUGCCGUACCCGUUCGGCAUCGCCGACGGCUGCUACUGGCCGGGCUUCAACCUCACCUGCGACCGGACGCGCGGCCAGCCGCCGCGGCUCCUCGUGGGCGACGGCACCCUCCAGGUCACGGAGAUCUCCCUGGCCAACUCCACGGUGCGCGUCCUGGACACCGCGGGCGCCGUGAACCUCACCUUCGACGGGGUCGCCGACGGCAACGGCACGUGGGGCGGCGGCCUGGGCGCGGGCGGCCCUUUCGUGGUGUCGGAGCGGCACAGCCAGCUCGUCGUCACGGGCUGCAACGUCCAGGCCACGCUGGUCGGGGGCUCCCGCGGCGGCGUGGGCGGGGGCGGGAACGUCAUCAGCGGCUGCUCGUCCUUCUGCUCCAUCAACGACAUGUGGACGGGCGCCGUCACGAGCAGCUCCCCGGCGGAGUCCGGCUCAGGCGCGUGCUCCGGGAUCGGGUGCUGCGAGACGCCCAUCCCCAUCGGCCGUCCGUCCUACCGCGUGCGGUUCAAGUGGCUGGACCCGGACCACGAGUACGACGACCAGCUGCCCAUCGCGGUGCGUGUCGCCGAGCGCGGCUGGUUCGAGGGCGCCUCCGCCGCGCUUCUCAACGGCACGCCCGGGUACUCCGCCACGCGCCGGGCGCCGCCGGCGGUGCCCGUGGUGCUGGAGUGGGCGGUGGACUCGAAGCCCGUGGUGCUGCCGGGGGUGGCCACGUCUGGCUGCCCCGUGGACGCGGCGAGGGGGAGCGCGUGCCGCAGCGGCCACAGCUCCUGCCGCAACGUCACCGGCAACUACCGCAGCGGCUACGUCUGCCGGUGCCAGGACGGGUACCAAGGGAAUCCUUAUCUCGUCGGCGGCUGCCAAGACGUCGACGAGUGCGCGCUGCCGGGCAUGUGUUUCGGCGACUGCACCAACACGGACGGAGCAUACCUGUGCCGGUGCCCACGCGGCGCUCGCGGCAACCCCCGCAUCAAGGAUGGCUGUGUCAAAUCGUCGCUAGGUUUAAGUGUCGGCAUAGGGGUUGGCAGUGGCGCUGGCAUUUUACUGCUGGCACUCAGCGCCAUGUUUCUGACCCGGAAGCUGAAGCAUCGGAGGGCAAAAUUGCUGAGGCAGAAAUUCUUCAAGCAGAAUCGUGGGCAUUUGUUGCAACAAUUGGUGAAUCAAAAUGCGGACAUCGCUGAGAGGAUGAUCAUCCCCUUGGCAGAACUCGAGAAGGCCACCAAUCAUUUUGAUAAAGCUCGUGAGAUCGGCGGAGGAGGGCAUGGUACAGUCUACAAGGGGAUCCUGUCGGACCUGCACGUCGUGGCGAUCAAGAAGUCCAAGCUCGCGAUUAAAAGGGAGAUUGAUGAGUUCAUCAACGAGGUGGCCAUCCUCUCGCAGAUCAACCACCGAAAUGUAGUGAAGCUCUUUGGGUGCUGCCUCGAGACGGAGGUGCCGCUUCUGGUGUAUGAGUUUAUUCCCAACGGAACCCUUUACCAUCAUCUUCACGUUGAAGAAUACGCGACGUCACUGUCAUGGGAGAACCGGCUGAGAAUUGCUACCGAAACCGCGAGAGCCCUCGCGUACCUUCACUCGGCCGUGUUACUCCCUAUAGUCCAUAGGGAUAUCAAAUCCCAAAACAUUCUAUUGGAUGGUACUCUGAUUGCAAAGGUAUCAGAUUUUGGGGCUUCGCGAGGCAUUCCAGUCGAUCAAACAGGGGUGGUUGCUACCGCUAUCCAAGGGACACUAGGGUACCUAGACCCCAUGUAUUGCCGCACAGGGCGCCUCACUGACAAGAGUGACGUCUAUAGCUUCGGCGUCCUCCUCAUGGAGUUGCUUACUAGGAAGAAACCGUAUUUGUACCGGACAUCAGAGGAGGACAACCUCGUCACGCAUUUCACCACCCUACUUGCGGAAGGCGAAAUAGCUGGCAUGCUAGAUCCCCAAGUCACGGAGGAAGGAGGCAAAGAGGUUGAAGAGGUAGCUUUGUUGGCGGUGGCAUGUGUGCGUUUGCAAGGAGAGCACCGGCCCACCAUGAGGCAGGUGGAAAUGACACUAGAGAGCCUACGAGCACCGCAUGAGAACGUUGUGAUGCCUGACAUGGACGCACCAAGAGACGUAGUGGUUGAUUGUACAAUUAAGGAGGAGACGAGACAAUAUAGCUUAGAAGAAGAGUAUUUGUUGUCAUCGAGGUACCCCCGGUAGUAAGGAAGUCUUUAAUCUUAUGUGAGUUCAUUUCAGUUAGAAUUUUGGACUUGAUGCUUCUAAGUCCUCUCAGAAAUAAUCAUUCAUCAUUUGAUAGCAUAAUUUCUAAAACACUCUUACUAAAGUUCUAUUGGAAGAGAAAAA